Messenger RNA from Sapajus apella (tufted capuchin), 1811 nucleotides. RefSeq names its product G protein-coupled receptor 15 (gene GPR15). Gene Ontology annotation, molecular function: G protein-coupled receptor activity. The record is from RefSeq and is a predicted model, not a curated record. The coding region runs from base 128 to 1210 and encodes 360 amino acids. Gene Ontology annotation, biological process: immune response; G protein-coupled receptor signaling pathway. The transcript has a single exon. NCBI's taxonomy places the organism in Eukaryota, Metazoa, Chordata, Mammalia, Primates, Cebidae. Gene Ontology annotation, cellular component: membrane.
UAAAGGGAGGAGAAAAGAGAGAGAGAGGCAGGCGCCGUAUAAAAGAAGCACCCUCGAGGUUUCUAAAAUUUAUACCAAAACUUCAUAGGUGAGGACGCUCAGCAGAUCUGACAUUUGCCCUUUGGUGAUGGACCCAGAAGAGACUUCAGGUUACCUGGAUUAUUACUAUGCCACCAGCGCCAACCCUGACAUGAAGGAGCCCCGCCCCCAUGUUCCUCACGCGUCCGCCUUCCUUCCAGUCUUCUACUCCGCAGUGUUCCUGGCCGGAGUGCUGGGGAACCUUGCGCUCAUGGCAGCGCUGCACUUCAAACCCGGCAGCAGGCGGCUGAUCGACGUCUUCAUCAUCAACAUGGCCGCGUCCGACUUCAUCUUCCUUGCCACGCUGCCUCUCUGGGUGGACAAAGAAGCAUCCCGAGGGCUGUGGAGGACGGGCUCCUUCCUGUGCAAAGGCAGCUCCUACGUGAUCUCCGUGAACAUGCACUGCAGCGUCUUCCUGCUGGCGUGCAUGAGCGCGGACCGCUGCCUGGCCAUCGUGUGGCCGGCGCUGUCCAGGAGGCUCCGGCGGAGGGACUGCGCCCGUGCGGCCUGCGCCGGCGCCUGGCUGCUCUCCGGCCUGCUGGGCUUGCCCACCCUUCUGUCCAGGGAGCUCACGCUGCUCGGCGGUAAGCCAUACUGUGCGGAGAAAAAGGCAACGCCAGGGAAACUCGCGUGGUCCCUGGUGGCCUUGAUCUUCACCUUUUUCGUCCCGUUGUUGAGCAUUGUGACCUGCUACUGUUGCAUUGCGAGGAAGCUGUGCGCCCAUUACCAGCAGUCAGGAAAGCAUAACAAAAAGCUGAAGAAGUCCAUCAAGAUCAUCUGCAUCGUCGUGGCGGCCUUUCUCGUCUCCUGGCUGCCCUUCAAUACCUUCAAGCUCCUCGCCGUUGUCUCUGGGCUGCAGCGAGAACGCUAUUCUCCCCCAGCCAUUCUGCAGUUUGGCAUGGAGGUCACUGGGCCCUUGGCGUUUGCCAACAGCUGUGUCAACCCCUUCAUUUACUAUGUCUUCGACAGCUAUAUCCGCCGGGCGAUCGUGCACUGCCUGUGCCCUUGCCUGAAAAACCACGACUUUGGGAGUAGCACUGAGACAUCAGAUAGUCAUCUCUCUAGGGCUCUCUCCACCUUCAUUCAUGCAGAAGAUUUUACCAGGAGGAGGAAGAGAUCUGUGUCACUCUAAAGGGAACUGUGACAUUUCCAGCUCCGUCAUGGGUUAAGCAGUUAAUUUUUGUCAGCCACAAAGAAAGAACUGUUAAUGAUAGGAUUCACAUUGCUUCGUAGAUGCAAGGAAGACUUAAUUUUUAAAGCAAGGUCUGAAAAGUCUCCAUGUUGUGGUUAUAAUUAGGCAUGUGCUGUUUUCUCAGCUGAGCAGCCUUCUUCAACCCUUGCCAAUCAAGUCCACCAGACAAAAUCCAACUCCCAUCUGUCCUUAAACUCUUGGAUAAAGGCUCCAGCUUGAACCAGUCCCUUUCUUCAUGAUUGUUAAUGGGCAUUUGGGCCUUUCCUCUCUGAAGAAACUUGGUACCUUCAAUCCCACCAUCCUUCAGACUGAGCUCCAGAUUGGACUACAUUUAAAUGAUUCUGCCUACUUUCAUCUGAUGAGAAAUGCAGUAACAAUGCAGGUAACAACAAUAUAAUAUACCUGCACUCUGUAAUUAAUUGUUUCUGAGUUACUAACCUAGAUUCUGACCUCAAUCUUUAAAGCUGUAUAUAGUGAUUCUUCAUCAUCUUCCAACAUUGUGCUUCAUCCUAUGCUUAUUCACAAUGACUUUGGACCGGCA